Molecule: messenger RNA, 2979 nt
Organism: Anolis carolinensis (green anole)
Lineage: Eukaryota; Metazoa; Chordata; Lepidosauria; Squamata; Anolidae
Product: gametocyte-specific factor 1
Exons: 9
Coding region: 271-867 (198 amino acids)
Source: RefSeq, a predicted model, not a curated record
GGAAACCUGGGCCACUAGGAAGGGCCUGAGGAAAAAAAAGGGUGGGGAGGACAGGCAAUGAAGGCUCCUCCUCCUGGUGUAUAAAAACACGCCGAGUAGGCGAGGGCGUCGUGGUCAUUUCUGUGGAGGAAGAGGGAGAGGAAGGAGCUUCCUAGCUUUUGGCGCCUGCCGUUUCUUCUCAUAUUUGUUCCUGAAUGAACCUGAUUUUACUUUAAAGCAGGAGAGUAUUUUAAUUUAGAAGAAAAAGAGUGAACCAAAAAGAACCCAAAUAUGAACAGCAACAAGGGCAGAUACUUCAUAGAGGCACAUCAGUCACAACAGCAUGGUCUUCAUAACUUUCAACAAAAUUCCAUCCAUUUCCAAACGAUGAAAACAGAAGACAACUAUGUUGAUGAUUUGGAUCCUGAGAAUCUAAUGCAAUGCCCAUAUGACAAAAAUCAUCAGAUUAGGGCAUGUAGGUUUCCCUACCACCUUGUUAAAUGCCGUAAGAACCAUCCAGACAUUGUGCAAAAGCUGGUCAUGUGCCCAUUUAAUGCCCGUCAUUAUGUUCCCAGAGAAGAGAUCAGCCAACAUAUAUCACACUGUGAUGACAAAAGAAGCAUUGAGCAGGACAUCGCAAAUGAGCAGAAAAACUAUAGAAGAGAAGUUAAUGUCAUACAUUCAUGGCAAUCUCCUCCAUGUGAAGAAGAUUGGGACAAAGAUCUGGAGGACUCACCCGCCACUGCCUUCAUUUGGGGCACCAGCCGUUCUGUAAACAGAUCUGAAUCAAGUACAGUGGUGGGAUACAAGAACCACCUAGCAUCAUGUCUGCGAGCUCCUAAAUCCUUGCCUAAUGUAUUACCAUGGAAGAACAGUGCUGGCAACUGAAGACCUUGACAGAAACACCCCUUUUCAGUAGCUAUUCAGUGAUCUUUAUCUCAUCUCAUAGAAAUACUAAGAUGCCAGCAGAGUGUCUCUGGGUUUGGAAAACAAAACAACCUCAAAAAAUUUGAGUUCUUAAUCCUAAUGUAAUAAUUAGCAAUAUAAUAAUUGUUUUACUUAAUAUACUGUUUUGUUAAUAAGCAUUAUAUAUCAGCAAUUCCUCCAGUAAAGGCUUAGUUGAAGUAAACAGGCCAUGUUCAAAAGCAAUACAUGACAAGAAGAAGAUGAAACUGUAUGUGCUACGUCAAGCUGUUUGGCAAAACACUUUAGGAUACAUCCCUACUGUGGAUUCAGAGGGAUGGGAUCCGUUCUCAGUUGUUACUUUAAAUAGUUGUGGUAAUUCACAAUUUUUAUUUUCGUAUUUUGAGUUUGCUUGUUUCUCCAAACAAGUCAGCAGCUUCCCUUAAAAAAAAAGCUAUUGAGUUGGACAGGUCUUUUACCAAAAAAAGUAGGAUAAAUUCUUAGUUGACAGAAACUAUUAAAUCCCUUUGAGACUUCAGGGUACAGACUUUGGUGUGAUGGAGCGGUCAGUAUACUGUUGGACUUGUUUAAACAAUUGAAUCACCAAGCUAUUGUAAUGCAACACACUGCCCACAUUCCUUUGUCCCAUUUGGAGUGCAGAAUCCUGUCUUGUGCCUUUAAACAAGAUCAGCGAUUGUACGUUUAGUCAGGUUUUGUUGUCUCUGCUACCAGAUCUUUUCACCCAUUUUUGGUGACAACAUUUUUUGACAAAUUGUUCUCUGUACAAAAGGCUUUCAAACAACAUCUGUAAUACUUGUAGACCAGUGAUCUUGAUAUGUUACUUACAGAUAGGAAAAUAUACUGAAACCCUCCCUGAAGUUUAAGCUGUGUUGGUAAAGAACGUUGAAGAGAAUAACAUCCUUUAUGUAGUCCUUUCUGAUACCAUUGGCUCCCAUCUCCUGGAAAUCAGCUGAUGAAUUGAGCUAUUGGGAUCAGUCUAUGCAUUUGAGAUUUCUUAAACAUUCCUCCAUGUUGGUGUUAUUCACACAACUUGGGAAUGUUGAAAGACACCCAAAGUGAGAUGGAAUACUUUGACAUGUACCACCAGUUAUUUUCUGCAGUCUCUGACCUAUUCCUUUGUUAGGUCUGAUACUUGUAAUCCUUUUUGACACAGCAGAGAGCAAGAUACUCUAUCACUGAUAAUGAAGUGAUUAUCUGUGUACUAAAAAUGUGUAGAGAGAUGCUAUGGGUAAAGUGUGUGAUUUUUUAAGGGAAUAGAUUGAAGAGUUGUUUCUUCAUUAAGGCCUUUUCUACACUGCCAUAUAAAAUCCAGAUUAUCUGAUUUGAAGUGGAUUAUCUGGAAGUGUAGACUCAUAUAAUCCUGUUCAAAGCAGAUAAUGUGGAUUAUCUGAUUUGAUAAUCUGGAUUAUAUGGCAGUGUGUAAGGGGCCUUAAUGAAGAAGCAGCUCUUCAAUCUGUUCCCUGACUAAAAUGCUAUCUUAAUUUGUGAUGUGUAGCAAACAUUACUGGUCUUUGCCACAUCCUCUUUCACAAUAGGGAUGUAUCCUAAAGCGUUUUGCCAAACAGCUUGAUAUGGCACAUACAGUUUCAUCUUCUUGUCAUAUAUGCCCUCCAGCUGGUUGGACUCAGUUGCCAUAAGCACUAGCCAGCAUGGUCAGUGGUCAGGGAUUGUGAGAAUUGUCUGGAAGAAUUCGUAAGGGCAACUGGAUGCCUAUCCCUGGCUUAGUUGGCAAUGUAUGGUAAUAACCUAAUAACAAAAAUGAACACAUUGGUAGUAAUUUUGAUUCUCAAUUUUAAAAUGCAGAGGCUCCAUUCAUUUAUUCACUGUAUUCAUUAAAACGAAAUGUUUAUUUGAAGAAUGUUGUCCUUAAUCAAACUUUCUGGUUGUCAAGAUCAAGCUCCCAAGCAAUUCCCAUAUGGGCUUUUUUGUUUAAUGCGCUUUGGUAAAUCUUUCUUAUUCCAGAUGCUAAAGAAUACUUACUUGUAUUCUCUCUGCUCCCUUUUUUAUUUCUGUUAAAAACAAGUUAAAUCUUUGAACAAAUUGAAAAUAACAGUUAAUUAAAACAAUUCCAAAUAA